AUGCUCAGUGCGGCGGGCGCUUCCGCGUGCGGGUUCCGCUCGCCGCGUUUUCCGAGCGGCCGCGGGGGCCGGCCCGGCGUGCGGCUGCGAGACAGUCGCUCUCCGGGGGCGGCGGUGCGCGGAGGACGGGCCGGGGCCGGCCGCUGGAGGCCGGUCUGUCAGCGCGGACUCGCAGCUGAGGCUGAGGGCCGGUCUGUCAGCGCGGCCUCGCGGCUGAGGCUGAGGGCCGGUCUGUCAGCGCGGCCUCGCCGGUCCGGGCCGCUCUGUCAGCGCGGCCUCGCGGCUGAAGCUGAGGGCCGGUCUGUCAGCGCAGCCUAG
Messenger RNA from Rangifer tarandus platyrhynchus (Svalbard reindeer), 318 nucleotides. Lineage: Eukaryota; Metazoa; Chordata; Mammalia; Artiodactyla; Cervidae. The record is from the annotation of a GenBank genome assembly.